AUGGUAAGUAACAUAUUUUUAAAUUUUGGCUGUUAAUUUUUAUUUAAAUGGCAAGAACUUUAUUUACAAAGCUUGAAAUGGCAAUAACUUUCUUUACAAAACAAAAAAUAGCAAGAACUUUCUUUAAAUACCGUAAAAUAGCAAGAAUUUUCUUUACAUUUUGUUUUUUAGGUUUACGGAACGACUCGUGAACGUGGUCUACCAAGAUACGACAGUUUUACAUUACAACCAAUCCGACCACCGAUUUAUGGCGGCACAGUGAGUGGAACAUUGAAACAUUACAAUAGAAGACCUCUUCAUACUGCAAGUUUUUCAAAAUUUUUGUCAAUUUUGGUUUUUAGGCUUCUAAUUGAAAGAACUUUCUUUACAAAAUAUAAAAUGGCAGGAACUUUCUUUACAAAACAAAAAAUGGCAAGAACUUUCUUUACAAACUAAAAAAUUGCAAGAACUUUCUUUACAACCCUUUUUAGGACGUAUAUUCUCAGCCCAGACCAUCCGCUGUAAGACCCAUUACUUUGGAACAUUUUGAUCGACCAGUAAACGGGACUGUCAGAUCAGUCAACCCAUAUUCAUCGUUUGAGCCGGCUGUCUCGCCUCCAGUUACUGUAACUGCAUUACCUACUGUACAACAUGCGUAAGACUGGUUUUAAUUAUUUGAAAUAACCUACAGAAAAAAAAUGGCAAGAACUUUCUUUGCAACGCGUAAAAUGACAAGAACUUUCUUUAUAAAUUAUAAAAUGGCAAACACUUUCUUUACAAAACAAAAACUUUCUUUACUAAACAAAAAAUAACAGAAACUUUCUUUACAAAACAGAGAUGACAAGAUCUUUCUUUACAAGAUAAAAUAUGGCAAAAACUUUCUUUCCACCUUUUAAAUUUCAUUUUUUCAGUUUCAAAUGGAACUGGACCGAACGUUUGGCUGAGAACACUUAUAUCGGCAUUCAUCGAUACUUCUUCCUGGCCAAGAAGCUGCUAGCCUUGGCCGCGUUGGCCAUAACUGUUUAUGUCUUCUUUGGUCGAUUCUCUCAUCCAAUUCGAAAAAGCAUCGACGAGCCUGACCAAACCUUUUUGAUUACGAUGGCCGAGCGAAAUUUGCAUACAAUUUUGUUCGCCGCUUCGGUUUUCACAAUUUUGGGUAACAUUAUUGGCAGUAUCAACCAUUGGAACGAUCCACAAAAGGCGUUGACACAGUUGUGGAUAAGAUUGGCAAUUUUGGGAUUCGAAGUCAUUUUGGACAUUACUGUUAUCGUUUUUGCUGUCGCUGCCAUUAUUAAGGUCUCUCAGGUGAGCUUGAAGUUUUUUUGCACGGUGCAACCGAUUUUUUGGGAUAGCGCCGUGCAGUCAUUUUUUAAAAAUUCAUUGUGCCAUUAUUUAUGAAAUAAGAAAGGAAAAAUUAGUUUUAGUAGCUUUACCUAAUCUAUGCUGAGCAGCAUUUGUUGCCUAAAAUAACCCGAAAACAGCACAGGAGCAAAAAUAAAAUUUGUUGCACGGUGCAGUGGUUUUCAGAAAUUCAUUGCGCCAUUCUUUUUAAAGCAAUAACCGUAAAAAUAAUUUUAGCUGCUUUAUAUUGUCUUAAACUAUAAGAUAAAAUAGUAUUUGUUACCUAAAAUAAGCUAGAAAUUGCACAGUGCAAAAAAUAAAAUUGGUUGCACGGUGCAGUCAUUUUUCAAAAAUUCAUUGUGCCAUUCUUUAUAAAAGUACCAACUUAAAAUUAGUUUUAAAAGCUUUUUAUGGGUACGUUCUUAAAGUUAUAGUAGUAUUUGUUAUCUAAUAUAGGCUAGAAAUUGAGCGGUGCAAGAAAUAAAAUUGGUUGCACAGUGCAAAGACUCUUAUAAAUUGCACUGUGCAAGGAACAAAAAAAUGUAAAAAAUAUGCAAAUUAAUAAAAAUGGCAACAACUUUCCUUACAAAGCAAAAAAUGGCAAGAACUUCCUUUACAGCACGAAAAAUGGCAAGAACUUUUUUUGCAAAACCAAAAACAACUAAAAUUUUAAAAUUUUUCAAUUUCAGGAGUCAAAAGAGGAAGAAACACCCGAUCUUACCCUAUUCUUCUCCCAAAACCAACGUUUUACUCAAUUAGGCAUUGAAAUUGGAUUGGCCAUAACUUCUUUGCUUUUCAGUUUCUUCAGUAUUUACAAUGGCAUUUAUGCCAUUAUGAGAUUACUACGUGAUAAGAACGCUGAAUUGAACAUUUAUCGAUUGAAUAUUGAACAAGCUAGCUAUGCCAAUCAGUUGGUGCCUGCUAGCGAUGCUUAUUAA
Messenger RNA from Bursaphelenchus okinawaensis, 2258 nucleotides. The record is from the annotation of a GenBank genome assembly. NCBI's taxonomy places the organism in Eukaryota, Metazoa, Nematoda, Chromadorea, Rhabditida, Aphelenchoididae.